AUGAACCGAUCCCUCUGGCAACAUCAGGCAGGGGUGCCAGGAGUCAUCCGAGAGAGUCCGAUUCCCUCCCAAAUUUCCGAUGAAAAUAUCGUGGUCAAAGUCCAUGCCUGGGCGAUGAACCCAGCCGACGCCGUGGUCCAAGACAUCCCCCUGCCAUUCAUCAAAUAUCCCCUUAUUCUAGGGCAGGAUAUCGCGGGCACCAUUGAAAGCGUAGGAUCAAUAGCCGGUACCAAAUUUCAACCCGGUGAUCGUAUUGUUGGCCUGGCUCUUGGGGCAGUCGUGGCAAAGCCUGAACAGGGCGCCUUUCAGGACUAUGUGAUCCUCGAUUACAAUCUGGCUUGUAAAAUCCCAGAUACUCUAUCUUUCACCGAUGCAUCUGUCUUUCCACUCUGUAUCGCGACUGCUGCGCAAGGCUUGUUUUCCAAGGAAUAUCUCAGCCUGUCAUUUCCCUCGACUACUACUGGCCCAAACAGCAUGGGUAAGUCUAUCCUCAUCUGGGGCGGUAGCUCAGGUGUCGGUAGUAAUGCGAUCCAGCUCUGCAAAGCGGCAGGCUUUGAAGUUAUUACAACAUGUUCCUCUCGUAACGCUAAGUACGUCAAAGAUCUGGGUGCAGAUAUUGUCUUCGAUUAUACCGACAAGAACGUCAUUGAUCAGGUCGUCGCGGAGCUGGACAAGAGCGAGUGCAUCGGUAUCUUCCAAGCGGCUGGUGAGCCUGGCCCAUCCUGCCAAGUCGCAUAUAAGUCCAAACAAACGCUGCGUGUAGCUGCUACCAACCCUGUCACCGAGGACGUCGUCCCGGAGGGUGUUGAGGCCAAGAUGAUCUUUGCCUCUGGGGGUGCUGUCAUCUACUAUGAGACCAACCUGGCUACUUUUGCGGGUUAUCUACCUGAGGCAUUAGCUAAGGGCACCUACAAGGUUGCCCCUGUCCCGGAAGUUGUUCCAACAAAGGGAGUUGAGGGAAUUCAGGAGGCUUUGGAUAUCCUGAAGAAGGGCGUGUCGGCGAAGAAGUUGGUAACACUUGCAAAAUAG
Molecule: messenger RNA, 1029 nt
Organism: Penicillium malachiteum
Lineage: Eukaryota; Fungi; Ascomycota; Eurotiomycetes; Eurotiales; Aspergillaceae
Product: zinc-binding alcohol dehydrogenase family protein
Exons: 1
Coding region: 1-1029 (342 amino acids)
Molecular function (GO): oxidoreductase activity, acting on NAD(P)H
Source: RefSeq, a predicted model, not a curated record